This is a messenger RNA of Geodia barretti, 777 nucleotides long. The record is from the annotation of a GenBank genome assembly. NCBI's taxonomy places the organism in Eukaryota, Metazoa, Porifera, Demospongiae, Tetractinellida, Geodiidae.
AUGGUCUCGGCACGAUAUCCGGGGCCUGUGACAUCCCCGGCGGCUCUGGCCGGUCCGCUGCCGCUAUGCGCCCGGCGGCCGGCCGGCGCACUACCGACGGGUCGCUCCGUGCCGGUGCGCCCUAGGCGUGCCGACUCGGGAUACACGUGCACAAGUCGAGGCGGAGGGAGUGCCGGCGUGGACGGUCACGAACUCGACAUCCGGAGGGUCGGAGUGCUGGGCGGCGGCACGAUGGGAUCGGGCAUCGCCGAGGUGUGCGCCCGGGCCGGGCUCGACACCAGGGUCGUCGAGAUCGACGCCACCGCCGUCGAGCAGGUGCAGAAGCGGAUCGAGACCUCACUCGGCAAGGCCCAGGCCCGCAACCGCAUCAGCGCCGAGGACCACGACGCCGCCCAGGGCCGGCUGUCCUACGCCCACGACGUGGCCGACAUGGCCGACCGGGAUCUCGUCAUCGAGGCCCCCCGCACGCUCCUGGUCCUCCCCUCCAACACCUCCUCCAUCGCCAUCGUCGACCUGGCCACCGCCACCGGGCGCCCGCAGCGGGUCGUCGGCAUGCACUUCUUCAACCCGGCGCCGGUGCAGCCGCUGGUGGAGAUCGUCCGCUCGGUCGCCAGCGACGAGCAGGUGGUGGCCGCCCUGGCCGCUUUCACCACCGAGGUGCUGGGCAAGCAGGUCAUCCGCUGCGAGGACCGGGCCGGGUUCGUGGUGAACCGCCUGCUGGUGCCGUACCUGCUGUCGGCCAUAGCGCUGGCCGACACCGGCCAGGCCUCACCCUAG